CGUCUCCAGGAGCCACUGGGUCGUUUACACACAGACACCAAGUCGUGUUUCCACGUCACCGUUGUGAAGAUCUUUGGACGACUUCCUCACAAUGGAAAGAUCGAAUUUCUCCACCAAAUACAAGGAGGUCGUCUCUAAAAGUCAUCUGAUCCAACCAGGAUCUCCUGCUGUCUACCAGCUAAAGCUAAAAAAGGAGGAGCUCGGACCCCUGACUAAAGUCACCUUUGGUAAAAGAAACAUCAGCAAGAUGAACAAAACCAUCCUGCUUGUUGGAGAAUCAGGGGCUGGAAAAUCAACGCUUAUCAACACCAUGGUGAACUACACCAUGGGAGUCAAGUGGGAGGAUAAAAUCUGGUUUCAGAUUGUAGAGGAGGAUGGAAGGAGUCAGUCUGACAGCCAGACAUCAGACGUGAUCGUGUACGAGAUCUUUGGCUUUGAAGGUAAAUCUCUGCCGUUCUCCCUCACCAUCAUCGAUACGCCUGGAUUUGGAGACACCAGAGGGAUUGAAUAUGAUGUCAUAGUCAGUCACAGGUUGUUUGACUUGUUCCGAUCAGAAGAUGGAGUUCAUGAGAUUCAUGCGGUGGGUUUGGUGAUGAAGGCUACAGACAAUCGUGUUAAUGACAGACUUUCAUAUGUCCUGAACUCAGUGAUGUCUCUCUUUGGAAGAAACCUAGAGAACAACAUUGUUGCUCUUCUCACUCACUCAGAUGGUCAGAGACCCAGAAAUGCCAUUGAAGCCCUCGAACACACAAAAAUCAAAUGUGCCAAGAAGGAAAAGAACCAGCCUGUUUACUUCCUGUUUGAUAACUGCCAGAGUGAAGACCGAACAGAAGAAGAAGAAGCAGAGUUCCUGCAAAUGGCAGACAGGAUUUCAGACAGAGGAAUGAGAGGACUCGCAGGAUUCCUGGACAAAACUGAACCUAAAAGACUGAUGACCACUGCUGAGGUGUUGAAUGAGCGCAUCAGCCUGAUGGCCUCGCUCCAAAACCUCCAGGAGAGAAUCCAGCUGACUGAGGAGAAACAGAAGGAGAUCAAUAGGAUCCUAGAAGCCAUAAGGAAACAUUCAGAGGAGAUGAGGAGGAAUAGAAACUUCACUGUGGAAAUUACAGAAGUCUACAAGGUGAAGGAACUCACUGCAGGUAGGAGGUUGACGAGGCUCAGUUUGUUUGAAAAAGCCAUGUGCUGCACAGUGUGUGAGGAAAACUGCCACUAUCCUGGAUGUUCACUGAUUCUGAGUCCACAACACUGUGAGGUCAUGAAAAGAGGCCGCUGCACCGUCUGCACUGGGAAGUGUCCUGCAGCGGCUCACGUGAGAGAAGCCUGGAGGUACGUGAACAAGACCAGAAGGGUUCAGUGGACUCUGAAAGCCAUGGAGGAGAAGUACAUGAAGAACAAGACAGAUUGUGAGAAGAAGUUGAGCCUUUUGAAACACCUGGAAAAGGAAAUGAAGGACCUUUCAGCAGAGAAGUCCCAACUUGUUGAUGAGGCCUUCAAACAUGUUGUCAGACUGGAGCAGAUCGCCCUGAAGGUGGAUUCGGUUUCUACGUUUUUGUACUUGGACUUUCUGAUUGAGAAGCUGAGAGAAAAAGGAGACGGAGGGAAGGUGCAGAAACUGGAGGAGAUGAAGAGCAGACAGGAUGAAGGGACUAAACUAGCCCUGCAGUAUGUGUGGGGACCAAGAAUCCCACUCUGACCAAACUGAUUUCCACUAGUGACUUAAUCUCCUCAGGACAUCCAAAGAUCUAUCAGCUGAAAACAGAAACAAAGAAGUUUGGAGCUCUGUCCAAAGUGACUUUUGGAGCAAAAGACACUGAGCAGAUUAAUAAAACCAUCUUACUUGUUGGUGAAACGGGGUCAGGAAAAUCCUCUGUGGUCAAUGUUAUCUUCAACCAUGUAAUGGGAGUUCAGUUUGAGGACGGGCUCUGGUUUCAGAUCGUAGACGGACGAGAAGGUGAAACCCCAGAUGUGAUCAUAUAUGAGAUCUGUAGCUUUGAAGGUAGGAUUCUGCCCUAUUCAAUCACCAUCAUUGAUACUCCUGGAUAUGGAAACACCAGAGGAAUCAAGCAUGACGACGUAGUCACUGACAGGAUGCGUGAAUUGUUUGAGACAGAAAACGGUGUUCACGUCCUUCAUGCAGUGGGUCUGGUGAUGAAGGCAACCGACAACAGACUGAGUGACAGAUUGAUGUACAUCUUUGACUCGGUGAUGUCUCUGUUUGGAAACGACAUGCAGAAAAACGUUGUGGCUCUCAUCACUCACUCAAAUGGAAGAACACCUAGAAAUCCUCUUCAAGCUAUUGAAGCUGCAAACCUCAGAUGUGCAAAGAAUGACAACAAUCAACCAGUUUAUUUCUUGUUCAACAACCAGCAGAGUGAAGAUCGCGCAGACGAAGCAGAGUACUGUAAAGCAGCCGAUAGAAUAUCAGAGAAAGGAAUGCGGGAGUUUACGGCCUUUGUUGAAAAUAGUUCAGCUCAGAAGCUGAGAGUAACAACUGAAGUGAUGAACGAACGCAUCAGACUGACAGCCUGCAUCCAGAACCUGCUGGAGAGAAUCAGACAGACUGAACAGAAGCAGACGGAAAUCAAACAGAUUCACGAAGGGCUGAAGACGCGUGAAGAGGAGAUGAAGGGAAAAGAGGUCACUAUACAUGUCGAUGAGCCCUAUGUUACUACAGAACCUAUCAAAGGUGGACACAAGUGGCUCAUCUUCUAUCAAGGAGCUGUGACCUGCCCUGUCUGUGAGGAAAACUGUCACAAAGACGGAUGCACCAAGACCUGGCUCCCUGAGUUCUGUGAGGUGAUGAGAGGAGGCCGCUGCACCGUUUGCUCCAGAAGGUGUCCUGCAUCAGUUCAUGUUAAAGGAAAGUGGAUAUAUGUGAACAAAACAAGGAGAGUUGAGAAGACGAUACAACAGGUGAAACAUGACUGUGAACAUAAAACAAAGUUUGAGAACCAGAAACAUCUUGUGGAAAACCUCGAA
Messenger RNA from Poecilia reticulata (guppy), 2979 nucleotides. The record is from RefSeq and is a predicted model, not a curated record. Lineage: Eukaryota; Metazoa; Chordata; Actinopteri; Cyprinodontiformes; Poeciliidae.